Molecule: messenger RNA, 3083 nt
Organism: Panicum hallii
Lineage: Eukaryota; Viridiplantae; Streptophyta; Magnoliopsida; Poales; Poaceae
Product: receptor-like protein EIX2
Exons: 1
Coding region: 44-2863 (939 amino acids)
Molecular function (GO): protein binding
Source: RefSeq, a predicted model, not a curated record
AAGUUCAGACAGAUCGGGACGCUGAACACCUCGUGCGCUCGCCAUGCACGCGGCGAUGAUCCUCUUCUCGGCGCUGGCGACGCUCGGCGCCGGCGCCGGCGGCUGCGUCCCGGGCGAGCGCGCCGCGCUCCUCGACGUGAAGCGCGGCUUCACCAGCGACCCGGACGGCGUGCUCUCCUCGUGGACGGGCCUGCGCCCGGACUGCUGCCGGUGGGGCGGCGUCGUCUGCGACAACGCCACGGGCCGCGUCGUGGAGCUCCGGCUCCGCAACGCGCUCGCCGACGGCGGGAGCACCGGGCUCAGCGGCGAGAUCAGCCCCGCGCUGCUCCGCCUCCCGCGGCUCGCGCACCUGGACCUCAGCCACAACAGCCUCAGCGGCAGCGGCGUGGCGCCGCCGCCACCGCUCCCGCGGUUCCUCGGCUCGCUCUCGGCCCUCCGGUACCUCAACCUCUCCUCCACGGACAUCGCCGGCGAGGUCCCGCCGCAGCUCGGCAACCUGUCCCGGCUGGUCGCCCUCGACCUCAGCUCCCUCGCUGGCCUCUACUCCGGCGACCUCUCCUGGCUCGCCGGGCUGUCCAAGCUGGAGUACCUCGACAUGGGGUUUGUGAACCUCAACGCGUCCGUCGGCUGGGUGCGCGCCGUCAGCAUGCUCCCGUCUCUGCGCGUCCUCUCCUUGCCUCAGUGCGGGCUCACGACGUCGCCGUCGUCGCCGGCGAACCUGACACGGCUCCGGAAGCUCGACCUCUCCUCCAACGCAAUCAACACCUCGACCGUGGACGCCUGGUUCUGGAACGUGCCGACGCUCACGUACCUCGACCUCUCCGGCAACUCGCUGUCCAGCCCGUUCCCCGACGCCAUCGGCAACAUGACCGGCCUCCAGGUGCUCAACCUCGACGGCAAUGGCAUGGUCGGCAUGAUCCCCGCGACGCUGCAGCGCCUCUGCAGCCUGCAGGUGCUGGACGUGACGGUGAACCAGAUCGGCGGCGACAUGUCGGAGUUCAUGGACAGGCUCCCCCGCUGCGCGCUGGGGAACGUCCUGGUGCUGCAGCUGUCGGCAGCCAACAUAUCCGGGCGUCUGCCGGAGUGGAUCGGCGACAUGGCUCAGCUGAAAUACCUUGACCUGUCCUUCAACAAUCUUGUAGGAGAGAUACCCCAAGGAAUUGGCAAGCUCUCAAAGCUCACCAGGCUCUUCCUGAACAAGAACAGCCUGAAUGGCAGCUUGUCGGAAGCCCACUUUGUGAACCUGGUGAGCCUGGAGUGGAUCGACUUGUCGCAGAACUCGAUGUCGAUGGAGAUCAGGCCCAGCUGGAGGCCUCCAUGCAAAUUGGUCUAUGCUUACUUCCCUGAUGUCAGGAUGGGUCCACAGUUCCCAGCAUGGAUCAAGCACCAGCCUGACAUCAAGUACCUUGACAUCUCUCAUUCAGGUAUAGUGGACACACUGCCACAGUGGUUUUGGAAGUCCUUUUCAGAUGCAGUUUACCUGAACAUCUCGGUGAACCAGAUCAGUGGAAGGUUGCCAUCCUCUCUGAGAUUUAUGAACUCUUCACUUGCAAUAUAUCUCGGAGCAAAUAACCUCACUGGCUCCGUGCCAUUGUUACCGGAGAAGCUGCUUGUAUUGGAUCUCUCAAGAAACUCUUUAUCUGGCCCAAUCCCAUCAGAGUUUGGAGCUCCUGAAUUAGUGGAGCUGGAUGUCUCCUCCAAUAGGAUCAAUGGAACAGUGCCAGCAUCUCUAUGUCAGUUUCCAAACUUGCUGCAUCUGGACGUAUCGAACAACGAUCUGACUGGCCACCUCCCUCAGUGCCGAAAUGUGUCGUCCGAUGACCUUGGUCUUACUACUCUCAUCUUGUACAAUAACAAUCUUUCAGGGGAGUUCCCAGUGUUCCUGAAGCACUGCAAGGCUAUGACAUUCCUUGAUCUGGCUCAGAACAUGUUCUCCGGUAUCGUACCGGAGUGGAUCGGCAGGAAACUGCCAUCCUUGACGCAUCUUCGGUUGAGAUCAAACAUGUUCAGUGGCAACAUCCCUACUCAGCUUGCAGAGCUUGGUGAUCUGCAGCUAUUGGACCUAGCCGACAACAGGAUAUCUGGUUCCAUACCUCGUUCUCUUGGGAACAUGACCGGCAUGACCCAAGAGCACCCACCACUUUCUCUGAACCCACUGACAGGUUACGGCGCAUCGGGGAACGAUCGGAUUGUGGACAGUCUUCCAAUCGUGACGAAGGGACAAGAUCGUGACUACACCAGUGGUGUUAUCUACAUGGUGAGCCUUGAUCUUUCUGACAACGUUCUCAGUGGAGAGAUCCCGGAGGAGCUCUCUGCUCUCACAGGAUUGGUGAACCUGAACCUGUCCAGGAACCACUUGAAUGGAACGAUCCCAUGGAACAUUGGAGAUAUAAAGAAGCUGGAAUCCCUCGACUUGUCGAUGAACAUGCUCUCCGGUGGUAUCCCAUCUAGCCUAUCAGACUUGACUUCACUGAGCCACCUGAACGUGUCCUACAACAAUCUGUCAGGGAGGAUACCUCAAGGGAACCAGCUCCAGUCACUUGCCAAUCCAGCAUACAUCUACAUUGGCAAUGCCGGUCUCUGCGGGCCGCCUUUGUGGAAGAAUUGUUCGUCUGGGGGCGAUGACAGUGUUCAGCAGGCUCCUCUCCAUGGAGACAAAAGUUUGUCCAAGAUCGUGUUCUUUUACCUUGGAUUGGGUGUAGGAUUUGUGGUGGGGCUUUGGCUGGUGUUCUUCUCCUUGCUGUUUGUGAAGACGUGGAGGUUUGCGUAUUUUCAGGCCAUUGAUAUGUUGUAUGAUGUUGUGUAUGUUUUUGUUGCUGUAAGGUUGUCAAGGCGCAGCGCGGAGGAAAGCGCUACGAGCUAAGCAGAUUGAUUAUUACUGCACACGUGAAGUGAUCAUACAUGUUGUACAUUGUAAAUGCUUGUCUGCAAUGUAAAGUAGUUCAAGCUUGCAGAAUGAGGUUUGGUAUAAGGAUGCCACUGAAUUUUGUAUUGGUGUACCCUCUGAGUGGCCUAGCUAGCAUAUGUAAGCGUUCGUGUCUGUACCUUGUUUGCCAAGAAGAAAUAGCUAGUACUCCUUCCUA